AUGACCAGGGCUGUUCGUGACCGGAUACUGAAGGAUGUGAAUGGUAAUAUUAGCGACCAUCUACGCAAUCAUAUACAUUUGACCAAUUGUAUUCAUUUGAAGAACCAUAUGCAUAAGCAUAGCCCCAUAUUGGCCGAUAGGGCCCUUAUAAGGGAUCUUGUUGUCCUACAGAGGUCGCGAUCUCUCAGAGAUCCUUCUACGAGUCCGCCCUCAUGGCUCUCCCCUUCGGUUAUUGAUUUGUUAUCUAAAAGAGGUGAAACGGAUGGCAUGGUGGGAGGAAGACGCUCUGUUGGCAUUGAGCGCCAAAGGGAUGGUAGAGGGUUUUUUGAAAGUUCACCGCCAUUAGCUAGUGUACCAACAUCAAAGGUGAUUCCUGGUGAGGUAAGCAUGCGUAAUGGUGGGGGAGCCACUGUGAGUGAUCGCAGUAGUAAGAGUGGGGUUCAGGAAAAAAGAAGAGUUAACAGGGAAGAAUCGAGUGGAAGAAAUGUGGGAAAUGACCUCAUGGAUGGCGGCAAUGAGCUUCAACAAGAUGUUAAUGAUUUGGUCCAUGACAAUGUUUUGGGACACUCUGAAUCAUGGGAUAAGAAAAUCAGACAAAAGGGGAAGCAUAGGAAAGAUGAUAAUCUUAAGACCCUUUCUGAGCAGUUGAAUGAGGUCCCAGUGGAUAGUGAUGAUGUAGUAUCAUCUAACAUACAUCAUCAUGGAAGACAGACCCAGUUUGGGAACACUGUUGAUGAAGCAGAAGCAAGCAUUCGAGGAUACUCCAGGGGUCUGAAUAGGGUAAGAAGGAAUAAGUUUCGAGGUGCAAGAAAAACUCGGGCUGCCAUACCUUCACGAGAUGCUGGGCCUGAAAAUGAAAUGUCUGUGGCCUCUAAUUCAUUAGCUCAAGGUGCACCAUGCCCAACGCAUAACAUAGAGGAAGGUGAAGAAGAGUUUGCCGAGCAGAAUGUCACAAGGGCUCCCAGAAAUGGGUGUGGUAUUCCUUGGAAUUGGUCGAGAGUUCAUCAUAGGGGAAAAUCAUUUCUUGACAUUGCUGGAAAGAGCUUGUCUUGUGGAUUGUCUGAUCCAAAGUUAAAGCGAGGUAGUAGUAGUACAGUCCCUCUACUUGUUGAUGCAUCUGGAUCUCUGGAAAGUACAGAUAAUGCUGCUUGGGUGCAUGACUAUUCUGGGGAGUUAGGAAUUUAUGCUGAUAAUCUAUUAAAACAUGAAAUCGACUCUGACCUAGCUUCGGAAGCUAGAUCUGGUGAUCAACAUAAGUACCAAGGGCAUCACAAUAAUAGGCACCAAAAUCUCACUCAAAAGUAUGUGCCAAGGACCUUCAGAGAUCUGAUGGGGCAGAAUUUGGUAGCACAAGCUCUUUCAAAUGCUGUGGUAAAAAAGAAAGUUGGAUUGCUCUACGUGUUUUAUGGGCCUCAUGGCACAGGUAAAACCUCUUGCGCACGCAUUUUUGCCAGAUCUCUUAAUUGUCAGUCUCUGGAGCAUCCCAAACCUUGUGGGUUCUGCAAAUCUUGCGUUGCGCAUGACCUGGGUAAGAGUCGAAACACUAGGGAAGUAGGCCCAGUCAGUAAUUUGGACUUUGGAAGCAUUAUGGAUCUACUUGACCAUAUGAUAGUUUCACAGCUGCCAUCACAGUACAGAGUCUUUAUCUUUGAUGAUUGUGAUACUUUGUCUCCUGACUGUUGGAGUGCUAUAUCUAAGGUCAUUGAUCGAGCACCCAGGCGUGUGGUUUUUGUCCUUAUCUGUUCAAGUCUUGAUGUCCUACCUCAUAUAAUCAUAUCCAGGUGCCAGAAAUUCUUUUUUCCAAAGUUGAAAGAUGCAGAUAUUAUCUAUACUUUGCAGUGGAUCGUGGCCAAGGAAGAUCUAGAAAUUGAAAAGGAUGCACUAAAGCUUAUUGCAUCAAGAUCAGAUGGAUCUUUGAGGGAUGCUGAGAUGACCCUUGAACAACUGAGUUUGCUUGGGCAGAGAAUCUCUGUUCCUCUUGUUCAGGAACUGGUUGGGCUCAUUUCUGAUGAGAAGUUAAUAGAUCUACUCGAUUUAGCAUUAUCUGCAAACACAGUUAGAACUGUGAAGAAUCUGAGAGAGAUCAUGGAGUCUGGCGUUGAGCCAUUAGCUUUGAUGUCACAGCUUGCCACUGUAAUAACCGAUAUUCUUGCAGGUAGCUAUGAUUUCACGAAAAAAAGGCCUAGAAGGAAGUUCUUUCGACAACAAGCAUUGUCAAAGGAAGAUAUGGAAAAACUGCGUCAAGCUCUAAAAAUAUUAUCUGAAGCUGAAAAGCAGCUGAGAAUGUCAAAUGAUAGAUUAACAUGGCUUACAGCUGCAUUGCUGCAACUUGCUCCUGAUCAGCAGUAUAUGUUGCCAAGUUCCUCUGCAGACACUAGUUUUAACCAUAGUCCCUUGGGCUUAACUGGUGGAAGAGAGAGACCCAGGAGAAGUAAUGUUGAUCACGCUGAGAUGCCUAAUACUCACAGAAGGAUUGAAAAUCUUCAAGCUGGAAGUUCAAGUGAUGUUUAUUAUAAUGAUAGAAUAAGAGGUACUAGUGUAGAUAGAAAAGGACAUACUGUGGGUGAGGUGGCUCCUCAACAGGCACUCAAUGUUUCUGGUGAAAGAAAUAGAGCAAAUAACAGGCAGUUACCAGUUAAAUUCCGGAAGACAAUUGAAGAAAUUUGGUUGGAGGUGCUUGAAAAUAUUCAAAUAAAUAGCUUAAGAGACUUCCUGUAUCAAGAAGGAAAGCUGAUCUCAGUCAGUUUUGGCACAGCUCCAGCUGUUCAGUUGUUGUUUUGUUCACAUCUAACAAAAUCUAAGGCCGAGAAACUUAAGGCACACAUGUUACAAGCAUUUGAGACUGUUCUGGGGUCCCCUGUGACAAUUGAAAUCAGAUGUGAAUCAGGGAAAGAUGUAAGGGUGGGGAUGAAUGUGCCACUUACAUUACCAGUAUCUCAGGGUGGUUCAUCUCAGGUGCACAUAAACCCUGGGAUUCUUAGCAAUAGUGGGGUGACUAUGGCAGGGCAUGAUGUUAUCGGCAGAAGGGCUGUGAAAGAUAGAAAUGGUUUAACUCAAGCCCAACAGUUGCAGUUUGAUUCUGCUGAAAUGGGAAGGAAUGAAAUUGUUGAAAUAGAAGCCUCUCCCAGGGAGCCGAAUAAUAACAAGCAUAUUGAUGACAAUUCACAAGCCGAUAAAAGACAUUUGGAAAGUGCUUGGACAGGAGAAGCCGCAUCUUCACAUAAGAAUUCUUCUAUGGCUUCUCUUCCAGGCGAAAGAAAAUUAAGGGAGCAAAAUCGAAGUCAGAGCCUAGUAAGAUGCAAGGUGUCCCUUGCACAAGUAAUUCAGCAGGCAGAAGGAUCUACAGUGCGAAAUGGAUGGUCGAAACGGAAAGCUGUUUCUAUUGCUGAAAAGCUUGAGCAACAGAAUCUAAGAUUGGAACCUAGAUCAAGAAGCCUGCUUUGCUGGAAGGCAUCUAGAGUAACACGUCAGAAGCUUUCACAUUUGAAAUUUAGGAUGAGGAAGUCACGGACUUUGCUGAAAUUUGUCUCCUGUGGAAAGUGUCUCUCUACUAGGUCUCCAACGUAACGCAAGAAGUCAUCUGAAAGCUUUGGUGCGGACCUCAAUCAUAAUCCUUCCAUUCAUUCAUCAGCCUGUUGUUUAGAAGGUCAAUUCUAUUAGUCAAAUAUCUUCCCUCAAUAAGAAUAAUUUAGAGUAGAAGAAAUUCAAUUUUUAGCGCCCUUUCAUG
Ilex paraguariensis (yerba mate) is the source of this 3727-nucleotide messenger RNA. The record is from the annotation of a GenBank genome assembly. Lineage: Eukaryota; Viridiplantae; Streptophyta; Magnoliopsida; Aquifoliales; Aquifoliaceae.